Clarias gariepinus (North African catfish) is the source of this 4484-nucleotide messenger RNA. RefSeq names its product RUNX family transcription factor 2b (gene runx2b). The record is from RefSeq and is a predicted model, not a curated record. Gene Ontology annotation, biological process: regulation of cell differentiation; regulation of transcription by RNA polymerase II; hemopoiesis. Gene Ontology annotation, molecular function: RNA polymerase II cis-regulatory region sequence-specific DNA binding; DNA-binding transcription factor activity, RNA polymerase II-specific; ATP binding. Gene Ontology annotation, cellular component: nucleus. Lineage: Eukaryota; Metazoa; Chordata; Actinopteri; Siluriformes; Clariidae. The transcript is spliced from 7 exons. The coding region runs from base 271 to 1761 and encodes 496 amino acids.
UACGCUUCAACCGCACUUUUCAGUGCAGCAAGUUUGGCUCCAUCCUCUCCAGUUAGGGGACAUUUUUUUUUUUUUUUUUUUUUAAAGCCAGACCUGGUCAUUACUUGUGGUCAUGAAAAUAGUUGAUACGAAAAUGCAAUUCUUGUGGAUGUUUUUACCCUUGCGCUUUUUCUCCUGGCAUGAUGCGUGUGCCUAGCUGAGGACGCCUCAAAGGUCAUCAAAACCAUAGAGAACCAAAUUUUAUCCUGGGAGCAGCUGACACUGGCGGCAAUGGCAUCGAACAGCCUCUUCAGCUCUGUGACACCUUGCCAGCAAAACUUCUUCUGGGAUGCGAGCGCGACUCGGCGCUUCAGCCCCCCGUCCAGCAGCCUGCAGCCGCUCCCGGCCAAGAUGAACGAGGUGAGCAGCAGUAGCGGCGGAGGAGCAGGAGGAGGAGGAGGAGGGUUAGGCGGAGGAGGAGGGAGCACCGGCGGGAUUAACAGCAUUAGUGGCGGGAAUGCGGGAGGUGGAACCGGGCAACACGACGCGAGGCUGCGGCCGCUGGAGAACCGCUCCAUGGCAGAAAUCAUCGCCGAUCAUCCGGCAGAGCUCGUGCGCACCGACAGCCCGAACUUCCUCUGCUCCGUGCUGCCCUCUCACUGGCGGUGCAACAAAACGCUGCCGGUCGCUUUCAAGGUGGUGGCCCUGGGAGAUGUUCCUGAUGGCACUGUUGUCACUGUGAUGGCUGGGAACGAUGAGAAUUACUCAGCGGAGCUGCGCAAUGCUUCAGGUGUCAUGAAGAACCAGGUGGCUCGCUUUAACGAUCUGCGCUUUGUGGGACGCAGCGGACGAGGGAAGAGCUUCACCCUGACGAUUACAGUGUUCACAAACCCUCCACAAGUGGCCACUUACCACAGAGCCAUUAAGGUCACGGUGGACGGACCACGUGAACCAAGAAGGCACCGGCCGAAGCUGGACGAUUCACCGAAGGCAGGCCUGUUCUCCGACCGCCUCAGCGAGCUCGAACGCAUUCGACAGAGCACCAUGAGAGUGGCUGUGCCAACACAAACCCCCCGAACUUCACUCAACACCCCCAACUCGUUCUCUCCUCAGGGCCAGAGCCAGAUCUCAGACCCACGGCAGUCACAGUCGUCCCCUCCUUGGUUUAAUGAGCAAGUGUAUUCAUCAUACCUGAGCCCCAUGGCGUCCCCCUCGGUGCACUCUACAACCCCUCUGUCCUCCAGCCGCGCCACUGGCCUGCCAUCCAUCAGCGACGUUCCCCGCCGCCUGCCAGGAUCAACAGAUCUGACUCCCUUCCCGGGGCAGUUUGAGCGGCAGUUCCCAGGAUUCUCCUCCCUUACUGAGAGUCGAUUCUCCAGCCCACGCAUGCACUAUCCAGCAACGUUUACCUACACGCCUACCCCAGUCACAACAGGCAUGUCUCUGGGCAGUGCCCAUUACCACACAUACCUGCCCCCGCCAUACCCAGGCUCCACUCAGAGCCAGAGUGGACCAUUCCAGAGCAGCAGCACCCCCUAUCUCUACUAUGGGGCCUCCUCUGGCUCCUACCAAUUCUCUAUGGUACCGGGGGGAGAUCGCUCACCUUCCAGGAUGCUGCCCACCUGUACUAGCGCCUCCACAGGUGCCUCGUUGGUCAAUGCUAGUCUUCCUGUGCAGGCUGAUGGAGGGAGCGGUGUGGAGGAGGACGGCAGCCACAGCAACUCUCCAACUGUGCUUAAUCCAGCAGGGAGGAUGGACGAAGGAGUGUGGCGGCCGUAUUGACAGAAUUAAAGGAAGAAAAAGAAACAGGACCAUGUGCCUGUCAGACAGGUGAAUCGCAAACCAGAGACAUGGUUUUAAAGCACAAACCCUACCAGGACCCGUGUCCUAUCUUGCUGAGACAUUCUCUUUUGCCUUGUUUAUUUUUUAUUCCUGAUAAAAUGUCACUUUUUAUGAGUAUUUAUAGAACAUGGUUCUUCAAAGGGAAGUAUUUACAGUAAAUACAGACUAAUGGCGGUUUGUGUUAGUUGUAUAACUGUAAUGCAAAAAAAUCCAUUCCUCUCAAACCAAUAGCUCAUCAAUAAAAGUAGUAAGGCUAAAAAAAAAAAAGCUACGAGUUUGUUAGCUCAUAAAAAACCAAACAUUCGUUCGGUUUUUACAUGCAGUUUAAAGCACUGAGCGGCAGUUGGUUUCAGUUGAAUAUGACAAACCAAAUUUGUUUUUAGAAAUAAUUUUCUUUCUUUCUUUUUUUUUAACUUAAGUAAUUUAAAUUAUGCAUAUUUGGUGAACAAAUAUUGAGUUGUAAGUUAUAAAGCCAUAACUUAAGUAAUGUAUUUUGAACUUGAGUCAUAGACGGAAUAUUUUUGUAAUGCAUCUAUGUUCAAGUUAAUAAUGAAAUUGAUAUGUAAUUUAAAGAAACAUUUUCUGUGCCUUAAGCCAUUUUUAAAAAAAAAUAAUUUUUCCUUUGUGUAUGUAUACUGAGAUUCCUAUAUCUGCGUAUUGUGCAUUAUGAAAAGUUCUAUUCUUAUAUAGCAGAUAGUCUUGCCAGUCUGAAUUAUUGCUUAGUUGCUCAGUACAUAAAGCUCUGAUGCCAUUUUAUGUUUGACUUCAAACCAAAAAGGCCACGUUCUCUUGGAAACUGUUUAUUGAUUAUACCAUUCUUCUUCUCGAUGUGUAUGCAUCAUGCUCAGAUAAAUCUGUCAGUGUUAAACCUAGUGUAAGCUGAAAACGGUUGCAGUCCAUUUGGACAGAAAUAAGGGCUAUAACAGGGAAACUACCAAAGAUUCUGUACAUUAAGGGGCCUGCUGUGCACCAACUUGAAGACUGGAUCUGUUAACUGGAGCCGUAUGAAAGCCACAAACAACAUUUCACGAUGUGAAAAUACUGUUUAUCCUCAAAAUGGUAUUGCUCAGUGUAAUGGCAGCUAAAACAAAACUCCUUAUGGAACAAUAGAGAUUUUUAAGAUGACUGAAUUCUGAGUACAAUUUGGGUACGUUUAGCUAUACUUAUUGCUGGAGAUUAAGGAUGCACAUUGCUAUUUCUAUUAGUUAUUAAUGUAAUUUAAUCACCUCUGUGGCUAUUGCUCCAACACUAGAAUUAAGUCCUGGACAAAAUCUAUAGGUCAGCUUGAUGUCUGCUUUAAUACUGAUUUUGUUUCUAGGAACAAUAAAGCAAGGUAAACAUAUUUACUGUAAGUUUAAACAGCACUUAAAUGUGUAAUAUUGUGGUACAACAACCAACCCUACCCUGAUUCCGCCUCGCCUUUAUGCAAUGCCCUACACAGUCAUGCCAGCAGACUCAUCGUUUCAUUUGCAUUACUGUUCAGUGCCUUACAUUAUAAAGUGCACAAAGACAAAGAUACAGUGUAACGAGUAUCCGGUGUGCCACAGUCAGAUGUAUGCGUUUAUGAGUCUUGGAAUGCUAAAGCAUGUUUCUGCUGAUCAGAUUUGACAGAGAUAAGCAAAGCACUUAGUCGUUUAUGCAGUUAAAUUGCAUCGUCACGCCACUCAAUUUAAUGGGCUCGACUGUAUCAAUGUUUGCUGGAAAUUAAUUAUCUAAUCUAAUUAGAUUUCUACAAAGAUUGUAGAGUUUACAGCAAAAUUUACAACGUCCAAAAACAUUGAGACAUUACAGUACUGCGCAGAAGUCUUGAGACUCCCCGUAUUUUGCUUCCAAGGAGACAGACUUUCUUGUAUUUUUAUUAUUAUCUAUUGAGAAAUAGUUCUCCAGGCAUCAUGAAGGACUUUUUUGCCUGUUAUUUUGAACCAGUGAGAAACAGGAGCAGAUGAUCAUUGCAGAUGAUGACAGAUGAUGAUCAGGCCGGUGAUUAGUAUACUGGUGAUGCUGAAUGCUGAGUGGUUGGAACAGACGAGAGGGGAAACAAGGUUGCUGCUGAGGUUGUUAUCUAUACAAUAUUUUUUUUUAUUGUAUCUUUAUGCACCUUGCAGCCUCUCCUUACAAAACAUUUGCUUCCAUUUCUUUAAAUUACUCAACAUUUAAAUUUUAUUUCAUACAAAGAAGAAGAAUUAGGGAUGGCUUAAGACUAUUGCACAGUACUGUACUUUUUACACCAUUUGUUAUUUCUAUUGAAUCAUGUUCAGUUCGGGAGUUCAAAUAAAUAUCAUUGUAUGGUCUUAAGUAUCUGUGAGAGGGAGCAGAGAUCAAAAUUUGUUUACAAAGUGUUUACAAUAUUGUGAGUGUAGAUAGUUGCCAUAAGAGAAAAAAUAUACCCCUGCUGCAUUUGUGCUUAUUAUUCAUUUUUUUUCUUUUUUUUUUUUUUCUCUGUAAAAUAUUUAUCCUCCCUGGUUAAGCAACCAGAAGGGGUGGGAACGUUAGGUAGGUGGAUUUGCUAUGAGCUAAUUCUUCUUUGGAGAUUGCAUGCUUUGCUUCACUUGCACAAAUGUGUUUUUAUUUAUCAUGUUUCCAACCUUAAUGUUAAUGAGUCUUCCUUCUUUUUUUAAAACAGCGGCUACAGGAAAUGACUAUCACGACAACAAUGAGCUAAA